This is a messenger RNA of Staurois parvus, 299 nucleotides long. The record is from the annotation of a GenBank genome assembly. Lineage: Eukaryota; Metazoa; Chordata; Amphibia; Anura; Ranidae.
CCGCAGUCUCUGGUCAUCUCCUGUACUGUGUCCGCAGUCUCUGGUCAUCUCCUGUACUGUGUCCGCAGUCUCUGGUCAUCUCCUGUACUAUGUCCGCAGUCUCUGGUCAUCUCCUGUACUGUGUCCGCAGUCUCUGGUCAUCUCCUGUACUAUGUCCGCAGUCUCUGGUCAUCUCCUGUACUAUGUCCGCAGUCUCUGUUGGUUCAGAAUUUUUUUUUUCUUGUUUUCCUCCUCUAAAAUAUAGGUGGGUCUUAUCGUCAGGUGCGUCUUAUAGAGCGAAAAAUACGGUAUAUAUAUAU